AUGGAUCCGCCAGUUUCGUUCUCCAAAAUAGCCUGUGUGGGAACGGGCUUGUCAGCGAUUGGCUUGGGCGCGACAUUGAAGCGAUGGUAUCAAGAAACCGAUAUUAGAUUCUUCGAAAGAUCCCCAAGCCCAUGCGGGACUUGGAGUAUCAACCAGUAUCCCGGAUGUGCUUGCGACGUGCCCAGCGCAUUGUAUAGCUUGUCGUACGAGCCGAACACAGACUGGUCGCGCGUUCUGCCAACAAACGCUGAGAUCGAGAGGUAUCUGUUAAAGGUGGCCAAGAAGUAUGACCUGCUCACCAAGAUGUCAUUCUCAACGGAUGUGAAAGAGUGCCAAUGGGACGCCGACCGCUGCCGUUGGCGGAUUCUCGUCCGUGAUCUUGCAAAUGGUUUGGACCUGAUUCAUGAAUGCACCAUUCUUUUCUCGGCCGCCGGACAGCUCGUCUAUCCUCGGGAUCUGGGUAUCCCAGGUCAAGAAACCUUUUCAGGAGACAUCUUCCACUCUGCACGAUGGCACCGGCAGGUGACUCUAGACGACAAAGAUGUUGUUGUGAUCGGCAAUGGAUGUACAGCAACACAGAUUGUGCCCAGUAUCGUGAGUAGGGUGAAGAGUCUGACACAGGUAGUGCGCAGCAAACAUUGGGUCUUUCCGCCUAUCGAUCAGCCAUACCCGAGCUGGCUCCGCUGGGUCUUCAGGAAUGUUCCGUUUGCUUUGAGGCUGCAUCGACUUCAGAUAUUUCUCAUGGCGGAGCGGGAGUUUCCGACAUUCCCAAACACACCAGCCGCUGCAGCACUGAGAGCAAAACGGCGUGUUGCCGUUGAACGGUACAUGCGACAGACCGCGCCAGCCAAGUAUCACGACUUACUGAUACCGGAUUUUGAGGUUGGCUGUAAGCGUCGCAUCUUCGAUACCGGCUAUCUGGCUAGUCUGCACGCGCCGAAGGUCACCCUGACUGACGCCAAAAUACUCAGCAUUGUCCCUGAAGGAUUGCAAACAACUGAUGGCAUAAUCAAGGCCGAUAUCAUCAUCCUGGCAAAUGGCUUUAAGACCAACGAGUUUAUUUCACCCAUGGUCGUCAAAGGAGUGGAAAACGAGACGCUUACCGAGCAUUGGGCCAAAGCUGGCGGUCCUGAGGCUUACAACUGUUCAGUGCUCCACGGCUUUCCGAACUUCUUCAUGCUUCUGGGCCCUAAUGCUGCUACUGGCCACACCUCUGCAGUAAUGGCAUCGGAAAACAUGGUCAAUUAUGCGCUACGUGUUGCUGCACCUGUCCUGCAAGGCUUGGCGUCAACGGUCGAAAUCCACAAUUCGGCGGAGCAGGAGUACUCACGGAACGUUCAAUCAGCAUUGCAGAACACGGUCUGGAACACAGGCUGCCAAUCUUGGCGCAUUUCUGGUACAGGAGCUUGUUCCCAAUUUGGCAAGACUGGAAAAUUGCGGUAA
Molecule: messenger RNA, 1443 nt
Organism: Cyphellophora europaea CBS 101466
Lineage: Eukaryota; Fungi; Ascomycota; Eurotiomycetes; Chaetothyriales; Cyphellophoraceae
Exons: 3
Coding region: 1-1443 (480 amino acids)
Molecular function (GO): NADP binding; flavin adenine dinucleotide binding; N,N-dimethylaniline monooxygenase activity
Source: RefSeq, a predicted model, not a curated record